CUGUCGCUAGGUGACAACAGCGCUACAUCAGGAAAUUAUACGACUCGCAGUGUCCAAACAUUUUAUUUUAUUAUUUUUAAACAUAAUUUCUUGGGUUACAAACUGAUUCACAAUUGUAUAGAAUUAGCUACUGGUUGCCAAUUUUUAUUCAAGCUACAUAAAACAUUGUGUAGAUAGCUAGUCGUAGCUUAGUAAUGUUAUGAGGGUGAAUGGUCGAUGUUACGGCCUGACAUUAUUAUUGGGUUGAGUCGUGGUUUCAGACGAGAGGGACACACACAUAUAUAUUUACAUUGUUGUCUAAAUUGAAGGACCCAAAUUAGGUAGCUAUUGUGCUAACCCAGGGGCUAACGUAACAAUGCCAGAAGCGAACUGGCUACCAACUAGCUAGCCAAGCGAACGUACAGUAAAUUACCUAGUUAAUGUACUCCGAUAUUUAGCUUCGCUAACUGUUAGCUAGCUAAGGGUUAACCAGAGUACCGUUAGAUAACUAAUGUUAGCUAGCUAACAGUUAGCUGGAUACUUGGUCUCAGGUUGCAAGUACAUUUCUAUUGAGCUACAUUAACGUGAGUUACCCAGAUCUAGGUAACGUUGGUUAUAGUUAGUUUGCUAGUCUAGUUAAACUGCAGUCACACAGGCUACACGUUAGCUGCUAGGUACAUUAAAAAAUAUAUAUUUUCGGGAACGACAAGUUCAUUCAGGGGGUCUGUCAUUGUUUGCCUUUCUAUCUGGGAUUUCACCGAUUUGCUUCCAUCUGUUAAACUGAGGAUUCAAAAAACCUGGUGACUGGUGAAGGUGUGACAUCCUCGCUCAGUGCUAUUCAUCGAGGAGCUGAGAUCUAAUUGAUCUGUUUGGUUGCGGCCGACGGGCUGGCUCCUCCCCCUCCCGGCAGCAGCGUGCGCCCCCCAGCCCGCGCCCUGCGCCCCCCAGCCCGCGCCCCUGCCACCCCCACCAGGUCCUCUAACGCCAUGUGCCUCUCCCACACCAUGGAAGGAGCAUCAGGGAAGAACGGAGCGAGCCAGGCAGGGCUAGGGCUGGGGGGCCAGGCAGGGCUAGGGCUGGGGGGCCAGGCAGGGCUAGGGCUGGGGGGCCAGGCAGGGCUAGGGCUUGGGGCACUGGGCCAGGGCCAGGCAGGGUUAGGACUGGUGGGCCAGGCAGGGUUAGGACUGGUGGGCCAGGCAGGGUUAGGGCUGGGGGGCCAGGCAGGGUUAGGGCUGGGGGGCCAGGCAGGGUUAGGGCUGGGGGGCCAGGCAGGGUUAGGGCUGGGGUUUGGGACAGGCCUGGGGCUGGGGGGCAGGCGGUGUGGAGGGGUGCCUCUAGAACCCUUCGUACACCAGGUGGGAGGACACACCAGUAUGAUGCGCUACGACGACCACACGGUGUGUAAACCACUCAUCACCCGGGAGCAGCGCUUCUACGAGUCCCUGCCGCCUGAGAUGAAGGAGUUCACAGCAGAGUACAAAGGCAUGGUGUUGGUAUGUUUCGAGGGGGACAUAGACGGCUACAUCAACCUGGUGGCGUACCCGUACGUGGAGAGCGAGGGCCUGGACCACGAGGACCUACCGGAGAGGGACCAACCCCGGAGGAAACACUCCCGACGGAGCCUCCUCCGCUCUACCUCCGAGAUCAAGGAGGAGAGGCUACCACACGAGAGCGACAGCACUGAGAAUCUCCAGGAGCUGAAGAGUCCUCGUCUAGAGCUCCAGAUCUACAGUGAUAUUCCCUUCCAGAUGCUGGAUAACAACAGCGGCCUGGGCUCAGAGAAGAUCAGCCACAACCCCUGGAGCCUCCGCUGUCACAGGCAGCAGCUUAGCCGCAUGAGAUCAGAGUCCAAGGACAGGAAGCUCUACAAGUUCCUGCUCCUGGAGAACGUGGUCCAUCACUUCAGCUACCCGUGCAUCCUGGACCUGAAGAUGGGCACGCGGCAGCACGGGGAUGAUGCCUCGGAGGAGAAGGCAGCCAGGCAGAUGAAGAAGUGUGAACAGAGCACCUCCGCCACGCUGGGGGUGCGAGUCUGUGGAAUGCAGGUGUACCAGAUGGAUACGGGCCACUAUCUGUGCAGGAACAAGUACUACGGCCGCAGCCUGUCCAUCGAGGGAUUCCGCCACGCUCUCCACCAAUACCUGCACAACGGGGCGUCGCUCAGGAAGGACCUGUUUGAACCCAUGCUGUGUAAACUACGCAGCCUGAAGGCCGUUCUGGAGAGACAGACCACCUACCGCUUCUAUUCCUCCUCCCUGCUCAUCAUCUAUGAGGGGAAGGAGCCUGAGCUGGCCCACGUCUGGCAGAAAGCACCACGGCUUGUACCACAGCCAACCGCUGAGAUGCCCUCAGAGAAGGAGGAGGUGGUGCUGGUCAACCCAGGAGUAGGAACGGGUGUCCAGGGACCGGGUUUAGUAUUGGGUCUCCAAACGGUCCAGAGACCGACCGAAGAACCCCUCCAGCUCCCCCAGGCUCUCCUACCACCACCACACUGCCCCCCCACCCUUCCACAGCCACAGCAGCCUCCCUCGGACCCUCACGGCCCCCCUCGUCCUCCACCCCGCCCCUCCAGCCCCAGCAUCAGUGUGGACGUCCGCAUGAUAGACUUUGCCCACAGCACCUUCAAAGGUUUCCGUGACGACCAGACGGUGCACGACGGGCCGGACCGAGGCUACGUGUUUGGAUUGGAGAGCCUCAUCAAGAUCCUGGAGGGCAUAAGGGAGGAGAACCUGUAGCGGUAGAACCUGGGACUCAAAUGGUAUCCCCCAUUCCCUUUAUAGUGCACUACUUUUGACCAGGGCCCACUUGUCUCUUUGACCAGGGCCCACUUGUCUCUUUGACCAGGGCCCACUUGUCUCUUUGACCAGGGCCCACUUGUCUCUUUGACCAGGGCCCACUGGGCUCUUUGACCAGGGCCCACAGGGCUCUUUCACCAGGGCCCACAGGGCUCGGGUCAAUAUAAGUGCACUAUGUAGGGCAUAGGGUGCCAUUUGGGAUGUAUCGAUGGCCAUCUUUCAGGAGAAGAGAACCUGUAGCUGUAACCUGACACAUCUUCAUCCUGCGUCUUCAGAUCUUUCCACCCUCCUCAUCCUCCUCCUCUCUCUAAGUGCUACUACCCUGUCCUUCAUGAUUAUAUUUGGAGAAAGAAAGAAAAGCUCAGAAUUAAUAUGAAACGAGAAGAACCUGAGUGAUGAAGUGGAAGGCUACUGUCUUGACUGUAAAGGUUAAAGGUCAUGAACUUAGGCUGUAAAGGUCACUCUCUGUGUUGUGCUCCUUCUAGGGUAGACUCAUGAGAAACGUACAGGGAGCAUCUACAGUCCUGUUAUAUCCUCUGCUAGGGUAGACUCAUGAGAAACGUACAGGGAGCAUCUACAGUCCUGUUAUAUCCUCUCUGCUAGGGUAGACUCAUGAGAAACAUACAGGGAGCAUCUACAGUCCUGUUAUAUCCUCUGCUAGGGUAGACUCAUGAGAAACAUACAGGGAGCAUCUACAGUCCUGUUAUAUCCUCUCUGCUAGGGUAGACUCAUGAGAAACGUACAGGGAGCAUCUACAGUCCUGUUAUAUCCUCUGCUAGGGUAGACUCAUGAGAAACGUACAGGGAGCAUCUACAGUCCUGUUAUAUCCUCUCUGCUAGGGUAGACUCAUGAGAAACGUACAGGGAGCAUCUACAGUCCUGUUAUAUCCUCUCUGCUAGGGUAGACUCAUGAGAAACAUACAGGGAGCAUCUACAGUCCUGUUAUAUCCUCUCUGCUAGGGUAGACUCAUGAGAAAUGUACAGGGAGCAUCUACAGUUCUGUUAUAUCCUCUCCUCCUGGACAGAGAUGGCUGCCAUUCCGCUGAAGGAAAACAGAGGGGCAAUGUCUGUUUGCCUUGUGGGCUUGUCGCCGCUAUGUGGCCAGCUGAAGUAUUGCAGGGUUUGGUUUGAAAGUAAAGCUGCCACUGCUCAGGGCAAGUCCAGGUCCUUGUCCCAAAUGUCAACCUAUUCUCUUUAUAGUGCACUACUUUGGACCAGGGCCCAUAGGGAAACCCAUAAGGCUUUGGUCUAAAGUAGUGAACUAUAUAGGGAAUAUUGCCAUUUUAGCCUGUCUCCGGUGUGGGACUGGUACAGGGAAGAGCGAUCUGUCUAUCUGUGUGUGUUGAGGGUUGGUGGGGACAGUGUGUGGGUGGGGUGGGUUGGGUUGGGUUAGGGUGAGGUCUUGGGGACUUAGCUAAGUCCCUUAUAGCAGUAUUCCUAUCAGGGCUUCAAAAGAAGAGCAGCUUUCUUCCAGGCUGCUGUGAGUGAUGAGAGCUUUACUGUAAAAACAAAGAAGUGGGCUAAACGGGAAAUACUUGUCUCUGCCUCUUGAUUACAAUAAGUAGAAAAAUAAAUACAACCCACGGCUGUGGCUGAAAUAGCACCCUAUUCCCUAUCUAGUGCACUACUUUUCACCAGAGCCCUAUGGAACCUGGUCAUAAGUAGUGACCUACAUGGGGAAUAGUGUGCUAUUAAGGGAUGCAACAUUCAGGCUGAAAUACCACACAGCUCUGUCUGUCUGUCUGUCUGUCUCGGUCUCUGUCUCUGUCUGUCUCUGCGUCUGUCUCUGUCUGUGUCUGUGUCUGUCUGUGUCUGUCUGUCUCUG
Molecule: messenger RNA, 4598 nt
Organism: Oncorhynchus mykiss (rainbow trout)
Lineage: Eukaryota; Metazoa; Chordata; Actinopteri; Salmoniformes; Salmonidae
Source: RefSeq, a predicted model, not a curated record